GGACACAACAUUUAGCCCUGCCAAGUUGAAAUGACUGAACAUAAAAUGUUUGAAACAAAGAGCGACAUUUUUUUAUGAGUAGAUCUGGUGUAAAGACGGUUGAAUAUUUAAUAUAUAUAUCUUAUAUAUUAAUAUAAGAAGAUAACAUAACAAUGAGUUACAUUGUGGUGCUGCUGUUCAGCCUCGGCGUGUGUGUAGUACAUUGUGGCCGGCACACAUUACAAUAUGACAUAUCGCUGGUAUCCUCCUAUAGUCACAGCGUGCCACACUACACCAUCACUGCGUAUAUAGACGGCUUGCAGUACGGGAGGUACGACAGCGCAACGCGCCGGGGGCAGGUCUUGAUUCCAUCAAUGGUCAUUCCAUCGCGUAGUACGCAUCUUAAGCACAUGUUAUUGCAGAUUGAAUUUGCUCAGAAACAGGAGGUUGCAGAAAAACAGAAAAUGGAAUCUCUAAUGGGGUUUCUAAACAAGACCCACGGUAAUGGAGAAUUCCAUGUCUUCCAGAGGAAGUUUGCCUGUGAGCUACACAAAGAUGGAACCAUUAGUGGAUACGAUGAGAUUGCUUUUGAUGGGAAGGAGCUUAUGACGUUUGACAGAGAAAGAGUGGUGCAUGUUCCUGUAACACAGGAGGCUCUGGCUAUGACCCAGCUAUGGAAUCGGAAUUACGAUUAUGCAAAGAUAAAUAAGCUCUACAUGGAGAAUGACUGCAUUGAGAAUAUGAAGAUGUAUCUCCUUUAUGUAUCAACUGACUUGGAGAGGAAAGUUCUCCCUAAAGUGAAGGUUUCCAGCUCAGAAUCAGACAGCGGUGCUGACCUUCACUGCUCUGUGUAUGGGUUCUACCCCCGAGAUGUGGAAGUGAAGUGGAUAAAGAAUGGGAGAGAUGAGAUUCACUCAGAGGAGGCGGCACAGAUCCUGCCAAACCCUGAUGGCACCUAUCAGAUCAGAGUCAGUGUGGGGGUAACACCAGAGGGGGGCGCCAAUUACUCCUGCCAUAUAGAUCACAGCAGCUUGGAAAACCCAAUGGUUGUACCUUUUGUAUCUAAUAGGAGAAGUAUUUCACAAAUCAAGAUCCCUAUCAUGGCUGCUUUCUUCCUAAUUUUUCUUGCUCUGGGAAUGUUGACUAGAAUGAGAAGGAAUAAAGGAUCAGAAAGCAGCCAAGAGAGUUUGAGCUCAGAGGAGGAGAAUCCUGAGCCUUUUGCUUAACAUCAAAUGCUGGAAAAUAUAUAAGAGCUCAUUUAUAUUUACUCAUUCACAGUCUGUGAAGUGCAAUUUUCCGAGACAGCUGUCAUAUGUGUGUGUGUUAAAGAAUGGGAUUCAUACCAAGUAACUGAUGGUCUAUAUCAGUGAUCCCCAACCAGUAGCCCAGGACAACAUGUUGCUCCCCAACCCCUUGGAUGUUGCUCUCAGUGCCCCCAAACCAGGGAGUUAUUUUUGAAUUCCUGACUUGGGGGCAAGUUUUUGUUGGAUAAAAACGAGAUUUCCUAUCAAAUAAAGCCCCCUGUAAGCGGAUAGGGUGCAUAGAGGCCCCUAAUAGCAAAUCUUAGCCCUUAUAUGGCACCUCCAUGAACUUGUAUGGUGCUUGUGUUGCUCCCCAAGCCUUUUUACAUUUGACUGUGGCUUGGGGACCCCUGGUCUAUAUGGAGCUUUUUUCUUCUUGGUUGCUGGGAAUCUAGAUUGGAAUUUCGUCUCUCCUAUUGCUCUCUCUGCAUUAAGAAUGCGGCCCCUCUUGACCCUCUCUGACGCAAAAUAGGGUGGAGGGGCGAGACCAUCUCAGGGUGGCAGUUGGAGGGAUUUAUACCAUAAAAAAGCAUAAGGCAAGAGCAGCGCCAAGGACUGUGGAUAUAAUACGGGUCCACUCAAUUUCUAUUUAUUAUUUUUAUGUUUGUAUAUAUUUUAAUUGCAGGUUUGUUUAUUUGUGUGUAAAAAUAAAAUACAUGUAUA
Molecule: messenger RNA, 1943 nt
Organism: Xenopus tropicalis (tropical clawed frog)
Lineage: Eukaryota; Metazoa; Chordata; Amphibia; Anura; Pipidae
Gene: azgp1 (provisional)
Product: alpha-2-glycoprotein 1, zinc-binding (provisional)
Exons: 6
Coding region: 153-1205 (350 amino acids)
Cellular component (GO): plasma membrane
Source: RefSeq, a predicted model, not a curated record